AGUGUAUGACUGUAAUGUUUAUUAUAAAAGUUGGCAAGCUUCAAGUAAUUCAGUAUCCCUUAACUUCACCAUCUUCGCCGCCGUCAAACCAUCGUCAUUCGUCAAUCAACGACAAUGGCGACAUAUCCCUGUAACUUACUACCACUUCCUUACCUCAGUACGAGAACCACCACCAAAACAAGUGCUACUGUUUCCUUCUCCGUCACCGCCAUGUCAAGAUCGGUCUCUGCUACAUCUACCGCCGGUGUUGUCGCUGCCCCACCGCAGCCACUGCUACAGUUCUCUUUUGAUUCACUGCAGUAUGAACAGGGCAAGGUUGGAGCUGUGCCCGAUGGUUGUGUCUCAGACUCGCCGCCGGUUGGUGCAAUGGAGUACCUGACAAACAUACUGACGUCGAAGGUUUAUGAGGUGGCGGUGGAGUCGCCACUGCAACACGCCGGGAAGCUGUCGGAAAAGCUGGGUGUUGAUGUAUGGUUGAAGAGAGAGGAUACUCAGCCGGUUUUCUCCUUCAAACUUCGUGGAGCAUAUAACAUGAUGGCAAAGCUUUCAAAGAAACAACUCGCAGAAGGGGUCAUCUGUUCUUCAGCUGGUAAUCAUGCUCAAGGUGUUGCAUUAGCAGCCAAGAAACUGGGCUGCGAUGCAGUUAUCGUUAUGCCAGUUACCACGCCACAUAUCAAGUGGCAUUCUGUUAAGAGACUUGGCGCAACAGUCGUUCUUGAAGGCGACUCAUAUGAUGAAGCUCAAGCGUACGCUAAGAAAAGGGCGAUAAAGGAAAAUCGGACCUUCAUUCCUCCUUUCGAUCACCCAGAUGUAAUCUCCGGUCAGGGAACUGUGGGAAUGGAGAUCGUGCGCCAGCUGCAAGGCCCAAUCCACGCCAUAUUUGUGCCGGUGGGUGGUGGCGGUUUGAUCGCCGGUAUUGCUGCCUACGUAAAGAGGGUUUCCCCUGAGGUCCGGAUCAUCGGAGUUGAACCCGCUGAUGCAAACUCAAUGGCGUUGUCAUUGCACCAUGGUCAACGGGUCAUGCUUGAUCAAGUCGGUGGCUUUGCAGAUGGUGUUGCUGUCAAGGAGGUUGGAGUUGAGACGUUUCGUUUAUGCCGGGAACUGAUCGACGGAGUUGUUCUUGUCAGCCGUGAUGCCAUCUGCGCAUCCAUAAAAGACAUGUUCGAGGAAAAAAGGAGCAUUCUUGAACCAGCUGGUGCUCUUGCUCUUGCUGGAGCAGAAGCUUAUUGCAGAUUCUAUAACCUUAAGGAUGUUAAUGUUGUAGCCAUAACCAGUGGAGCUAACAUGAACUUCGAUAGAUUGAGAUUGGUAACUGAGCUUGCAAAUGUUGGUAGGCAACGAGAGGCUGUGCUUACUACUUUCAUGCCAGAAGAGCCUGGAAGCAUUAAAAAGUUCUACAAUCUUGUUGGAGCGAUAAGUAUCACCGAGUUCAAGUAUAGAUAUGAUCCUAACAAAAAACGAGCUUUAAUUUUAUACAGUGUUGGCGUUCAUACAAAGAGCGAACUUCAAGCCAUGAUUGAGAGGAUGAAGUCUUUUCAACUAGAUACGAUAGAAUUCACGCACAACGACAUGGUUAAAGACCAUUUGCGACAUCUGAUGGGUGGUCGAUCAAACGUUGAAAAUGAGCUUCUUUGUCGAUUCACUUUUCCUGAGAAGCCUGCAGCUUUAGUGAAAUUCUUGGACGUUAUUAGUCCACGUUGGAAUAUUAGCUUGUUACAUUAUCGUGCACAGGGAGAAGCGGGUGCAAAUGUACUGGUCGGGAUUCAAGUUCCGACAACUGAAUUAAAUGAGUUUCGUAGUUGUGCCAACGAUCUUGGAUAUGACUACGAAAUAGAAAGCGAUAACGAAGGAUUCCAGCUUCUAAUGCGUUGAUGACUCUGGGUGACAAGAAGCACUGCAGGUGAUUUUGUUUAAGCUGUGGAGGUAGCAUGUUCGAGCUAUAUGUUUCUUCAUAAAAGUCC
Lactuca virosa is the source of this 1961-nucleotide messenger RNA. NCBI's taxonomy places the organism in Eukaryota, Viridiplantae, Streptophyta, Magnoliopsida, Asterales, Asteraceae. The record is from the annotation of a GenBank genome assembly.